CUCGUAUUCUAUAUUAUUCUCCACCAUUUUCCUUCCCAUCAUUUUUCUUCUUCUCCCACCAAAACCAUGUCGUCCGACCGGCCCGGUUCAGAACUUUCGGCCUCCAUAUCGGCGAGAAGUCUCGGCGACAUCUCGGAAUUCUGUGCCACCCGAAUCGGCCUCGACAUUAUUUCAGCUGUCCGUCGAAAUCUCGGCUUUCUCCGAACUGUUGCCGAUUCACACUGGCUCCACUCUGAACCCACUAUUACUGAAGCUAUCAGAAGAUAUGAGGAGCUUUGGAUGCCGUUGAUUUCUGAUCUAACGGUGGCUGGGUCUUCUCCUCCUAUGAUUCUUCCUCCAUUGGAUGUUGAGUGGGUUUGGUUCUGUCACACACUGAAUCCGGUUGGUUACAAGCAUUACUGUGAGACAAGAUUCUUUAAGCUUAUUGGAAAGCCAUCAAUUUUUGAUGAAGAGAAUGAAGAAUAUGCUUACAUGAGGUGCAAAGAGAUAUGGGUCAAGAAGUACCCAACCCAGUCCUUUGAACUUGAAGAAAAUUCAAGUUUGAGAGAUGUAAUUACUAUUGAAAAUCAGGAGCUUUUGGAAGAAAUAAAGAGGCAAAGGAACUUAUAUUCAAAUUUUUCUGAACCGUUUAGGUCGGAAAUCGUUUACCUUAUCGCAGCCAAGCAAAGAUACAAAGGGUUUCUGUAUAUGUUGCAGAGGUUUUCUGAUGAAUGUUCUUCCUUUGUGCCUGCCUCAGAUAUUCUCCUCAUGUGGCUUACCCAUCAGAGUUAUCCAACAGUUUAUGCAGAAGAUGUAAAGGAGAUGCAGGGAGAUUUGGCAAAGGUGGUGAGAUUUGGGGAAACCGUGAAUUCAAAGGAACUGGACGAAACCAAGCAACUGUGGCACAGAACCUUUGGGCAACCUUACGAAAAAGCUGGAGGAGGGAUAAUCAUGGAAUUGGGAAGAGCUGUUACUUCCAAUCCUCUAGUUUACUUGGAAACGUCCCACUUGGAUGUCAACACCAAGUAUAAGUCUAUGACAUCUAGGUUCAUCCUCGAGGUUUGUGUGUUCAUGUGGCACAAAGCUCAAAAACAGCCAUUGCAACAUGUUUCUCAAGAAUUUCUUCGUCUACGCAGCUUAAGAUGCCAUAGGGAGUUUAAGCUUGAUCAACCAAUCUCGAGCCUAAACAAUGACCUAUGGCACAAAGCUUGGCAUCUCUAUUGUGAAUUUGGUACCAAGGGAGUCGUACUCGAGCUUCGGCAUCCAAGUGGCAAUUGUUUCAAAGGAAGUAGCAUUAAGGAAACUACUACAUUCAAGUGGAAUGACUUGAUAAGAGCACCCUCUCUUACUUUAGAAAGACAACUCAAUCACAAUCUCAAGAUAGUUGUCUCUAUAACUCCACCAGUUCAGGCACCGUACUUGUUAAAAUGUGUGCCUGACAAAGUGACAGAUGAUUCGGGGGCAAUGGUUUCAGAUGUUGUUCUUAGAAUGAACCAAUACCGGCCUCAAGAAGGCCGGUGGCUGUCUCGAACUGUACUUGACCAUGGAGGUAGAGAGUGUUUUGUCAUUCGUAUGAGGGUUGGAGGAGGGUUUUGGAGGAGAGGAGGUGAAACUCCUUUGCCUGUGAAAUGGGAGGACAGAAUUGUAGAGAUUCGAGAAGGCUCUUGGUCCUAUAUUGCAGGCUCCAUUGGCAGAACCCCAGAGAAAGUGGUAGGAACAGCAACACCAAAACAGCCGCUAGAAGAAUUGAAAGCUGCUUGGAAUUUUUCUACUGGAGAUGAACUGAUAAUUCAAUGGGAUACUUCAACAACAAAACCAUCCCUUAGCUUUUCCUUAACAAAUCCAGCUUCAGAAUCAUCUGUAAGGCUCUUAAAAGGUCGGGAAUUUUAUCACGUAUGGAGAAAGGUAAAAGAACCACAACAUGAUAUCAAUGUACAAGAGGAAGAAAAGGAAGGGGGAGAUGAUGACGGGUUUGUAACAAUGAUUCGAUAUACUGAUGAGGACCCAACCGGAAGAGCAACUGCUCUUCUUAACUGGAAGUUGCUGGUGAUCGAGUUAUUGCCAGAAGAGGAUGCUGUGUUGGCUCUCCUUAUCUGUAUCUCAAUCCUUAGAAGCAUAUCAGAAAUGAAGAAAGAAGACGUUGGAAACUUGCUAAUCCGAAGGAGAUUGAGGGAGACAAAAAUUGGUCUCAGAGAUUGGGGCUCCAUAAUACUUCAUCCAUCAAAAAGUUCAACUACUUCGUCACCUUACCUUCGGCCUUGGUAUUGGAAUGCCGAGACUGUGAUGGCAUCCAACUGUGUUGAGCAUCUCAUGAGGCAGCCUGCAUCGCUCGUUGAGGGUGGAGAUAAGUUGUACAAGCAAGGAAUAAUAUCAUGAAUGAUGAAAACUGAAGAAACAAAAUGUCUUAAAGGGCCUGUUCAGUUUGUGGUGAUUUAACUCAUAGCAGCUUCUUGGCUUGGUUUCUUUCUCAAUUUUCCAUUUUAAAUUUGAAGUGUGAUGUAAUGGGAGAAAGAGAGAGCCAAUCAUUGGUGUAUAAUUUAAGCAGGUUAGUUAAGUUUAUGUAGUUAUUUUAUUUGUAAAGUAGAAUAAUAUAUCUGUAGUUCUUUUUUUUCACUUAAUUGGAGAGUUUGUUUAUAAA
Messenger RNA from Cucumis melo (muskmelon), 2617 nucleotides. RefSeq names its product glycine-rich domain-containing protein 2. The record is from RefSeq and is a predicted model, not a curated record. The coding region runs from base 67 to 2355 and encodes 762 amino acids. The transcript has 8 exons. NCBI's taxonomy places the organism in Eukaryota, Viridiplantae, Streptophyta, Magnoliopsida, Cucurbitales, Cucurbitaceae.